AUGGCAUCAUCAUCGUCUCUUUCUUUCGCUUCAAAGCUCUCUUUUCUCCGUAACGGAAGCUACAAAAACGAUGCCGUUGGAAGGAACUUGUUGCUUGAUAACUCCAACUUGCUGAAAUGGAACGGGAAGUUGAGUGAUCCUUGUUUUUCGAAGACGCGAUGUUUAGGAGUUGGAGUUACACGCGCCACCGCCACGACGGAGGUAGUGGUAGAUGGUGAUCGAGUAGUGAAAGAGGAUAGUAGAGUUCUAAAAGUUGGUUUGAUUUGUGGAGGUCCGUCUGCUGAGCGUGGAAUUUCACUCAACUCUGCUAGAUCAGUUCUUGAUCACAUACAGGGAGAUGAUUUGCAAGUCAGCUGCUAUUAUAUUGACUAUGAUUUGAAUGCAUUCGCUAUAUCAUCUGCUCAGGUAUAUUCGAAUACUCCGGCAGAUUUUGAUUUUAAACUUGCAAGCCUUGCCAAAGGUUUUUCGUCAUUGGAUGAAUUUGCAGAACAUCUUGCUGCUUCUGUGGAUAUAGUGUUCCCUGUUAUUCAUGGUCGUUUUGGUGAAGAUGGUGGAAUUCAGGAGUUGUUGGAAAAGUAUAAUGUUCCAUUUAUUGGAACGGGAUCAAGUGAGUGUCGUAAAGCAUUUGACAAGUAUGAUGCCUCCUUGGAGAUGAGCAAACAAGGAUUUAUAACUGUACCUAGUUUCCCAGUCCAGGGAAGUGAAACUAAUGAAUCUGAAUUAUCUAAGUGGUUCACGAGCAAUCAAUUGGACCCUAACUCUGGAAAAGUUGUGGUAAAGCCAGCUAGAGCUGGAUCAAGUAUUGGAGUUACAGUUGCUUAUGGUGUUUCUGAUUCCCUUAGAAAAGCAAAUGAUCUCAUUUUAGAGGAAGGUGUUAAAGCCCAGGGGAUAGAUGAUAAAGUCAUUGUUGAAAUAUUUCUUGAAGGAGGGAGCGAGUUUACAGCAAUUGUCCUUGAUGUGGGAUCUGGUUUUGAUUGCCAUCCUGUUGUUCUACUGCCAACUGAGGUGGAGCUUAAAUUUCAUGGCAGCGUUGACGUGAGGGAAAAAGAUGGCAUUUUCAAUUACCGAAGGAAGUAUCUUCCAACACAACAGUCUCAGAAGGUCUUGCUUUCUUCACAGGUAGCUUAUCACACUCCACCUCGUUUUCCUCUCAAUGUAAUUGAAAAUAUUCGAGAAGGAGCAUCUAUUUUAUUUCGACAACUUGGCCUACGUGAUUUUGCUCGCAUUGAUGGGUGGUUUUUGCCUAAUUCCACACAUGCAUUCUCAUCUAAAGAUGGAAAAUUUGGAAGGACUGGAUCGGGUACAGUAAUUUAUACUGACAUUAACCUGAUUAGUGGAAUGGAGCAGACCAGUUUUUUAUUUCAGCAAGCUUCAAAGGUUGGAUUCUCUCAUUCUAACAUUCUUCGAAGUGUUAUUCAUCGUGCUUGCUUGCGGUUCUCCAAUCUCGCGUCACACAAUGAAGUAUCAGUUCAUUUGCCAAGAAGAUCGAAAUCCUUGCAGUUAGAUGAAGCAUUCAACAAAAGGGAAGGUAUUCAAAAAAUUUUUGUCUUAUUUGGAGGAGACACAUCAGAGCGGCAAGUCUCUCUUAUGAGUGGAACAAAUGUUUGGCUUAACUUGCAGGCAUUUGAUGAUCUUGAUGUAACUCCUUGUUUGCUUGCCCCCUCAGAUGACCAUUCUGAUGAUAGUUCCAGAGUGGUUUGGUCAUUACCUUACUCUAUUGUUCUGAGACACACUACAGAGGAAGUUCUUGAUGCCUGCAUAGAAGCAAUUGAACCAGCUCGGGCAGCUCUGACUUCGCAUUUGCGCAACCAAGUGAUGAAUGACCUCACGGAAGGUCUAAUGAAGCAUAGUUGGUUUACAGGGUUUGACAUAGCUGAUGAAACCCCUGUUAGAUAUUCAUUAGAGAAGUGGGUCAAGCUUGCCAAGGAAGUUCAGGCAACAUCCAUGGAGGCAUCGGUGAAGAUGGUACACUUCAGUCUUUAUUGGAGUCUGAAGGAGUUCUUCAUACAGGUUAUUCUAGUUGACACUUUGGCACCUGAAGAAUUUAGUUGUCUUGGUACUAGAUUGUUCAUUCCCCUCUUAUUUUCAACUAAAGGUCCUGGUGUAGCAGCUUCGAAGACUUGCAUGGACAAAGUUGCGACAUCACUCGCUCUUAGUCAUCUUGCAGAGUUAGGAGUUCUUACCAUUAAUAAAGAUGUGCGCGAAAGAGAGGAUUUGUUGAAUGUGCCUGCACUGGAGAUUUGGCAUGAAUUGACCUCAAAGCUUCAGUGUGAAACAUUAUGUGUUAAACCAGCAAGGGAUGGAUGCUCGACUGGGGUUGCAAGAUUAUGGUUGUCACAUGGAAUGAUUGAGAUGCCAAGUCCUCCUCCAGAGCGCUUGAUCUUUGAACCUUUUAUUGAGACUGAUGAGAUUGUUGUCUCAUCCAAAUCUGUGGGUGAACAAGCACAAGGCCUCAUGUGGGAAGGAAACAGUCAAUGGGUGGAAAUAACAGUUGGUGUUAUAGGAACUUAUGGAGCAAUGCACUCAUUGAGCCCUAGUGUUACUGUUAAAGAAACUGGUGGCAUUUUAUCACUUGAAGAGAAAUUUCAAGGUGGAACUGGCAUCAAUCUUACCCCUCCGCCGACAUCAAUUGUAAGUAACGAGGCAUUAGAGAGGUGUAAACAACGUAUCGAAUUGAUUGCAAACACACUGCAAUUGGAAGGAUUUUCCCGAAUAGAUGCUUUUGUUAAUGUUGAUAGUGGAGAGGUGCUGAUUAUAGAGGUCAAUACUGUUCCUGGAAUGACUCCUUCCACCGUCCUUAUUCAUCAGGUUGGAUUCUCUCAUUCUGACAUUCUUCGAAGUGUUAUUCAUCAAGCUUGCUUGCGGUUCUCCACUCUCGCGUCACACAAUGAAGUAUCAGUUCAUUUGCCAAGAAGAUCGAAAUCCUUGCAGUUCGAUGAAGCAUUCAACAAAAGGGAAGGCAUUCAAAAUUUUUUUGUCUUAUUUGGAGGAGACACAUCAGAGCGGCAAGUCUCUCUUAUGAGUGGAACAAAUGUUUGGCUUAACUUGCAGGCAUUUGAUGAUCUUGAUGUAACUCCUUGUUUGCUUGCCCCCUCAAAUGACCAUUCUGAUGAUAGUUCCAGAGUGGUUUGGUCAUUACCUCGAAUAAUCCACCAUCCAUUUAUUGAGGAAGUUCUUGAUGCCUGCAUAGAAGCAAUUGAACCAGCUAGGGCAGCUCUUACUUCUCAUUUGCGCAACCAAGUGAUGAAUGACCUCACGGAAGGUCUAAUGAAGCAUAGUUGGUUUACAGGGUUUGACAUAGCUGAUGAAACGCCUGUUAGAUAUUCAUUAGAGAAGUGGAUCAAGCUUGCCAAGGAAGUUCAGGCAACAGUUUUCAUUGCAGUUUUAAGACAUUUGUUUAUUCAAGAAUAUAAACAAGAGCUUACUUCAGAUAUUGUUCUUGUCAUGUUGGAUAAUAUCGGAACAUACACACACAAACAAGUCCAUGGAGGCAUCGGUGAAGAUGGUACACUUCAGUCUUUAUUGGAGUCUGAAGGAGUUCUUCAUACAGGUCCUGGUGUAGCAGCUUCGAAGACUUGCAUGGACAAAGUUGCUACAUCACUCGCUCUUAGUCAUCUUGCAGAGUUAGGAGUUCUUACCAUUAAUAAAGAUGUGCGCGAAAGAGAGGAUUUGCUGAAUGUGCCUGCACUGGAGAUUUGGCAUGAAUUGACCUCAAAGCUUCAGUGUGAAACAUUAAUUGACCCCAAACAAGAGCAAUUAAUGUUUAAUUGUUUGAGUAAUGAAACGCAUUUGACAGAAAGUCAUUUCAAGAAACGAGAAGAGAGUCGAACCACUAUCUGCCAGUUGUUUUUCUCCUCCUCGGGGAGGCAACAGACGGAGCCUCUCCCCAUUAUUGGCCUCGAGCAACAGAAACAGCACAUCAAUAUUGUUCUUGGUCAACCCACCAUGAGAUUGACGUUAUCGGUUAUGAUAGCCAAAACGGCAGUAUCAUCAGGAAGCAGCAGCCAAAACGGCGGCGACAUUGGCGAUGAUGGCAAAGACAGUAGUAGUGGCAGCAGCUAG
Molecule: messenger RNA, 4062 nt
Organism: Dovyalis caffra
Lineage: Eukaryota; Viridiplantae; Streptophyta; Magnoliopsida; Malpighiales; Salicaceae
Source: the annotation of a GenBank genome assembly